CUCGACGCCAUUCCAUUAAUCAACUCACUGACGGCAAAUUUGUCGUCCAGAGUUUUAAAAUAAAUUCCCAGAGGGGAUAAAUGGUUAAAAAUAUGCUAUAAUUUUAACGAUAAGCAUAAGUCAUCGAGUCCUACGUUAAGUUAUGUACUUGAUUUUUUUAAGAAAAUCGGUAAAAAACAUGUCUGACACGUCUAUUGCCAGUUCCCCGUUAUGAUCCCCUUCCCACUUCCGGGUCAUCCGGAACACGCGCUGCGCAACUAUAUGGCCGGCGCAAUCGCCUCGCUCCCCAUUCAAGAAGGGGACCCAGUCAAACGGUUGAAGGCGUGUGACAAAGACGUCGCCGUUAUGAAGCGGUCGACCUUUCCGCUUUUAAAUAAAAUGGGACUCAAGCUGAUCGGAUCUCUUCCCGUGGCGUUGAUGAGGUUCGUCUCCAGAAAUUGGAUCACUUCAGCCUGGUUGACGAGUUUCCCGGCUGGAAAGGUUGAACUGAACGUGGAUUCUGUUCCGAUGUGGAGGAUGCAAUUUGGCGUUGGGUUGUAUGUCGGACCUACUGGCCUUGGCUUCAGCGUGAUUACGUAUCGGGACGAGUUCAACGUCUCGGUCACCGGGGAUGGAACGCUAUUCAGUGGGAGCGAUAUGGCUGAAAUGGCUCACCAUUUAGAAGAGCAGAUUAAUAUUCUGUACUCGAAAAUUGUUCCAGUGUAAGGACAAGAAGAUUUAGAGGUUGAUGGGAUGAUGGGAUGAUAUCAUAAAUCAAGAGUGGUAUUUACAUAGUUUAUCGGGAUCAAAGUUUGAUUUUGAUUUUUUGUUACAAAAACCGAGUCAUGUACAAAAAGCAAGACAGUAUUUUCCAGUCCAGAAACCUGUUAACCAACGAAACCGAACUAGAUAAUUGCUCUCUCCAGAAUUUGUAUUACAUCAUUUUAAACAUCGAGAUUGAUUCUUGGACUUAAUAAAAAACUACGAAAUCUUCAAUAUUA
Molecule: messenger RNA, 980 nt
Organism: Folsomia candida
Lineage: Eukaryota; Metazoa; Arthropoda; Collembola; Entomobryomorpha; Isotomidae
Exons: 2
Coding region: 211-705 (164 amino acids)
Source: RefSeq, a predicted model, not a curated record